This is a messenger RNA of Cynocephalus volans (Philippine flying lemur), 2484 nucleotides long. It is a transcript of the gene VIL1, whose product is annotated as villin 1. Bases 1 to 2484 code for a protein of 827 amino acids. The record is from RefSeq and is a predicted model, not a curated record. NCBI's taxonomy places the organism in Eukaryota, Metazoa, Chordata, Mammalia, Dermoptera, Cynocephalidae. Gene Ontology annotation, molecular function: actin filament binding; phosphatidylinositol-4,5-bisphosphate binding. The transcript is spliced from 19 exons. Gene Ontology annotation, biological process: barbed-end actin filament capping; actin polymerization or depolymerization; cytoskeleton organization. Gene Ontology annotation, cellular component: actin cytoskeleton; cytoplasm; lamellipodium.
AUGACCAAUCUGAGCACUCAAGUCAAAGGCUCUCUCAACAUCACCACCCCGGGGCUGCAGAUAUGGAGGAUCGAGGCCAUGCAGAUGGUGCCUGUUCCUUCCAGCACGUUUGGGAACUUCUUUGAUGGUGACUGCUACGUAGUCCUGGCUAUCCACAAGACGGGCAGCAACCUGUCCUAUGACAUCCACUACUGGAUCGGCCAGGCCUCAUCCCAGGAUGAGCAGGGGGCAGCUGCCAUCUACACCACGCAGAUGGAUGACUUCCUGAAGGGCCGGGCUGUGCAGCACCGUGAGGUCCAGGGCAAUGAGAGCGAGACCUUCCGAGGCUACUUCAAGCAGGGCCUUGUGAUCCAGAAAGGAGGUGUGGCUUCCGGCAUGAAACGGGUGGAGACCAACUCCUAUAACAUCCAGCGGCUGCUGCACGUCAAGGGCAAGAGGAAUGUCGUGGCCGGAGAGGUGGAGAUGUCUUGGGAUAGUUUCAACCUAGGGGAUGUUUUCCUCCUGGACCUUGGGAAGCUUAUCAUCCAGUGGAAUGGGCCGGAGAGUAACCGCAUGGAGAGACUCAGGGGCAUGACCCUGGCCAAGGAGAUUCGAGACCAGGAGCGGGGCGGGCGCACCUAUGUGGGCGUGGUGGAUGGGGAGAAGGAAUCAGAGUCCCCGCAGCUGAUGCAGGUGAUGUACCAUGUGCUGGGCCAGCGCAGGGAGCUGAAGGCAGCCAUACCUGACUCAGUGGUGGAGCCGGCACUCAAGGCCGCCCUCAAGUUGUACCACGUGUCUGACUUGGAGGGAAAACUCGUGGUUAGGGAAGUCGCCACACGGCCACUCACACAGGACCUGCUCAGUCAUGAGGACUGUUACAUCCUGGACCAGGGGAGCUUGAGGAUCUAUGUGUGGAGGGGGAAGAAUGCCAAUGAACAGGAGAAGAAAGGAGCCAUGAACCAGGCGCUGAACUUUAUCAAAGCCAAGCAGUACCCACUGAGCACACAGGUGGAGGUGCAGAAUGAUGGGGCCGAGUCAGCUGUCUUUCAGCAGCUCUUCCAGAAGUGGACAGUGCCCAACCAGACCUCAGGCCUGGGCAAAACACACACUGUGGGCUCCGUGGCCAAGGUGGAGCAGGUAAAGUUUGAUGCCACGUCCAUGCAUGUCCAGCCUCAGGUGGCUGCCCAGCAGAAGAUGGUUGACGACGGGAGUGGGGAGGUGCAGGUGUGGCGCAUUGAGAACCUUGAGCUGGUGCCUGUGGAUUCCAAGUGGCUAGGCCACUUCUACGGGGGCGACUGCUACCUGCUGCUCUACACCUACCUCAUCGGCGAGAAGCAGCACUACCUGCUCUACAUCUGGCAGGGUAGCCAGGCCAGCCAGGAUGAAAUCACAGCCUCAGCCUAUCAAGCUGUCAUCCUGGACCAGAAGUACAAUGAUGAGCUGGUCCAGAUCCGGGUCCCUAUGGGCAGGGAGCCAACCCACCUCUUAUCCAUCUUCAAGGGACAGAUGGUGGUCUACCAGGGAGGCACCUCCCGAGCUAACAACGUGGAGCCUAUGCCUUCCACACGGCUGUUCCAGGUCCGGGGAACCAGUGCCAACAACACUAAAGCCUUUGAGGUCCCAGCCCGGGCCACCUUUCUCAACUCCAAUGACGUCUUCAUCCUCAAGACCCAGUCCUGCUGCUACCUGUGGUGUGGAAAGGGCUGUAGUGGGGAUGAGAGGGAGAUGGCUAAGACGGUUGCAGACAUCAUCUCCCGGACAGAGAAGCAAGUGGUGGUGGAAGGGCAGGAGCCAGCCAACUUCUGGAUGGCCCUGGGUGGGAAGGCCCCCUAUGCCAACACCAAGAGACUGCAAGAAGAAAACCUGGUCACCGCCCCCCGGCUCUUUGAAUGUUCCAACAAGACAGGGCGCUUCCUGGCCACAGAGAUCCCCGACUUCAUUCAGGAUGACUUGGAAGAGGAUGAUGUGUUCCUGCUAGAUGUCUGGGACCAGGUCUUCUUCUGGAUUGGGAAGCACGCCAAUGAGGAGGAGAAGAAGGCUGCAGCCAUCACUGCGCAGGAAUACCUCAAGACCCACCCUGGUGGGCGUGACCCUGAGACUCCCAUCAUUGUGGUGAAGCAGGGACAUGAGCCUCCCACCUUCACAGGCUGGUUCCUGGCUUGGGACCCCUUCAAGUGGAGUAACUCUAAAUCCUAUGAAGAUCUGAAGGCGGAGCUUGUAAGCUGUGAGGACUGGAGUCAGAUCACUGCUGAGGUCACAAGGCCCAAAGUGGAUGUGUUCAGUGCUAACACCAACCUCAGUUCUGGGCCUCUGCCCAUCUUCCCCCUGGAGCAGCUGGUGAACAAGCCUGUGGAGGAGCUCCCCCAGGGUGUGGACCCUAGCAGGAAGGAGGAGCACCUGUCUAUUGAAGAUUUCACCAAGGCCUUGGGGAUGACUCCAGCUGCCUUCUCUGCCCUGCCUCGAUGGAAGCAACAAAACCUCAAGAAAGAAAAAGGACUAUUUUGA